CUCCGCCCCCUCUGCGUGCCGCGUCAUCAUCUAGCGCCCCCGCCAGGACGUGCGAAAAGCGACGGCGCAGCACGGUACGGCGCAGCUCUUGCUCGCCUUUCCCCUUGCUGGGCGAGAGGUGUCUAUGGGGCACCCGCUGCCGCCGCCGCUACCGCCACCGCCACCGCCGCCGGGUGCUGUCUCUAUGGCGAGGAGGAGGAGGAGGAGCGCGAGCUCAGCGACACAAGUACAUAAAUAAAGGAUAAAAUAUUUUAUGAAACAAAUCUUCAAUCAAGUAUAACAUUUUGAUGCUUGGCAUCUAAACUCCCUUGUGCCCUCACUAUGCCAGCGGCAACUGUAGAUCAUAGCCAAAGAAUUUGUGAAGUUUGGGCUUGCAACUUGGAUGAAGAGAUGAAGAAAAUUCGUCAGGUUAUCCGAAAAUAUAAUUACGUUGCUAUGGACACCGAGUUUCCAGGUGUGGUUGCAAGACCCAUUGGAGAAUUCAGGAGCAAUGCUGACUAUCAAUACCAACUAUUGCGGUGUAAUGUAGACUUAUUAAAGAUAAUUCAGCUAGGACUGACAUUUAUGAAUGAGCAAGGAGAAUACCCUCCAGGAACUUCAACUUGGCAGUUUAAUUUUAAAUUUAAUUUGACGGAGGAUAUGUAUGCCCAGGACUCUAUAGAGCUACUAACAACAUCUGGUAUCCAGUUUAAAAAACAUGAGGAGGAAGGAAUUGAGACCCAGUACUUUGCAGAACUUCUUAUGACUUCUGGAGUGGUCCUCUGUGAAGGGGUCAAAUGGUUGUCAUUUCAUAGUGGUUACGACUUUGGCUACUUAAUCAAAAUCCUCACCAACUCUAACUUGCCUGAAGAAGAACUUGACUUCUUUGAGAUCCUUCGAUUGUUUUUUCCUGUAAUUUAUGAUGUGAAGUACCUCAUGAAGAGCUGCAAAAAUCUCAAAGGUGGAUUACAGGAGGUGGCAGAACAGUUAGAGCUGGAACGGAUAGGACCACAACAUCAGGCAGGAUCUGAUUCAUUGCUCACAGGAAUGGCCUUUUUCAAAAUGAGAGAAAUGUUCUUUGAAGAUCAUAUUGAUGAUGCCAAAUAUUGUGGUCAUUUGUAUGGCCUUGGUUCUGGUUCAUCCUAUGUACAGAAUGGCACAGGGAAUGCAUAUGAAGAGGAAGCCAACAAGCAGUCAUGACAUGAAAUAGUCCUUUUAUUUUUAUUUUAUUUCGAGCUACACACAUGCUUGUAUAUAGGGUUUUAUCUCUGGUUGAAUCCCUUGAACAAUAGACAGUACCUUCCCCCCCCCUUUCAUGGCCCAUUUUAUUGUCCGCCUUUCACUACUAAGUAUGACCGUUCCUAUCUCAGAUCUUAAUAAAAAACAAAACAAAACAAAAAUGCAUUCAGGUUAAAUUUGGCCUUAAUUUAAUAUACUUGUUAGCAAGCGUGUGUGACAGAGAGUGGGGAAAGCUACAUCACUGAAUAUUUUGAUAAACUUUACCUACUUGAGUUUGGUUUAUUUUUCCCUUUUCCUAAAUUGACUAGCACUGACUGUAAUUUAUUUCCCUAUUUCAUGUCUCUCUCUUCCAUUCUGCAGGAGUUUUAGCUAUUUGAGAUUGUGGACCAUCAGUUUUGCACUUUAGAGAGUGUUUCUGACUCAAAACCUCUGUUUUAUCAAAAGUUUUGUUUUUUCUUGAUCUUAGCUGGAAAAAUGACCAUCUGCCAACUUUACACAGUAUUUACUUGGUUUUGACUCACAGAAUAUAGCAUAUUCAUUGUGCAAACUGUCGAUUCAGCGAAACUAAAAAAAAAGACAAGAAACUACUGAGGAGCUUAGUAACUGCUGUUUCUGUAUGUAGUGUUUAAUCUUCCAAGCACAUCUAGUGUCUGUCAGUUUCUAAUUGGCAUGUGUAGGCUGCUCUGUGACUGAAGAAUUUUCAAACCAGCUUUACACCCUUCAGGAAAAAUCCCUUGUGAUUGGAUAUUUAGUAUCUGCCAGGAAACUGGUACUCAAGAUGUUGAAGCCACAGUUAUUUUAUGAUAGCACACUUCCCUUGAUUUGCUUAUUUUUAUUCCAUCACCAUUUACCCUUGUCUUUUUUUAAAAUUUUAUUUUGUAGCCAUACUUAUGAUGCUCUUGAGUUGUUGGUUACACAAAUCAAUUUUAUUAAAAUCCAAAGAUAACAAGUCUUUAGGUAUAUUUUGUACCAGAUUAAAUUAGAAGACAAAAAUUGCGCUUUCAUAGUUGCUACAAAGGUAAAUAAUGGAGAGAUUUGGUACAAAACAACAAAUUAUAUAUAUAUAUAUAUUCUCAUAUAUAUAUAUAGCUAAUAAAAUUACCUGAGGAGUGUAAUGCUUGUUUAUUUUUUUGUGUAUAUCUUUGCAAUCUAUUUUAUAUAUAUUGACAAAAGAGACUGUGAAAUAUUUAGCCAUGCAGAAUGUGUGACCAGACCAGAGCAUGUGUAGGAAGACUUUGGUAAUCAUUAACUGUACCCUGAAAUGAUGGACUACAAGUUAUAAUGUGUGUUACCUACACUUCAAUCAGUAAUAUUAGCAAAUCUUCAAAUGUUAGUCACAUUGGUUUGUCUCCCUUGUACAUUCUUUAUUCAUGAUAUUACAGUGCUGUAACUGGGUGGUCCUUUUUAAACAAAACAUUAUUUGCAAAACAGAGGGUAUUAUUUGUUUUUAAAGCUUUUGUAAAUAAAGGCUUCAAAAUGUUUUCUUAUAAA
Molecule: messenger RNA, 2709 nt
Organism: Piliocolobus tephrosceles (Ugandan red Colobus)
Lineage: Eukaryota; Metazoa; Chordata; Mammalia; Primates; Cercopithecidae
Gene: CNOT7
Product: CCR4-NOT transcription complex subunit 7
Exons: 7
Coding region: 322-1179 (285 amino acids)
Cellular component (GO): CCR4-NOT complex
Molecular function (GO): nucleic acid binding; poly(A)-specific ribonuclease activity
Source: RefSeq, a predicted model, not a curated record